AUGACUCCCUCGACCACCUUUCAAAAAUCUGCCCCGGCCUCGUCGCUCUCCGUGGCCCUCUGUCGAUCCGUCUUUCUCAAGUACAUCUACAUGACCUACCUCUUCCUACUCCAGCUCUUAGCUCUCCCCUCGACCGCCUUCCAGAGAUUUGCCCGUCGUCGCAGGAGUGGCCUCUCUCUCGAUAGCAAAAAGAACGACAACAGCGUGGACAACGGAUCGGGUGGUGCCCUUGUGGGCGCAGUCGGCGAAAAGUUCGUUCAACAGUAUACCCUGGAUAACCACCUCAACACCAGCACCAACAACAAUAAUGGUUCAAACAAUAACGGCAAUUCCAUGCUCAGGAGGUCGUCUCGGUUCAAAUCUCGGUCAGACCUGGAGGAGAUUGCCCAAUCGUCAACAAUGUCCCUUUCCGAUCCGAACUCUUCUUCGGGUCUGACGCCAUCAUCACGAUACACUGCCGCCUCAGCCUCGGUUAGUUCUAGCGCUGCUGGCACGUUGACACCCCGGAACUCAUCGACAUUCUCGCAUGCGGGAUAUGGAACCGACUCAAUGGCAGAGGAUGGAUCAGGCGAUAACUCGACCACACGUGGGAACAAUGUACGACUGCGCCAGAGAAUGGGUCGUCCCAUGUCGGGACUAUCUUCAGGGUAUCACGGUGCCGGCGCCGGAGGCAUGGGAGCAAGGAAAAAGACGCUGGUCCUGGAUCUGGAUGAGACUUUGAUCCAUUCGACAUCGAGAGGGUCAAGAUCGCAGGGAUACAUGGUUGAAGUCUUGGUCGACCGACAUGCGUGCCUUUAUUACGUUUACAAGCGGCCGCAUGUCGAUUACUUUUUGAAAAAGGUGGCUGAAUGGUACAAAUUGGUCAUCUUCACAGCAUCCAUGGCAGAGUACGCGGACCCUGUGAUCGAUUGGCUUGAUCAGAGCAAGACUCUUUUUGACAAGCGUUAUUUCCGACAGGCAUGUUUCAACCACAACGGCAGCUACUUGAAGGACUUGACGGUGGUCGACUCGGACCUGUCCUCUGUCUGUCUCCUCGACAACUCGCCCUUGUCUUACUCUCUGAACAAAGAAAACGGGAUUCCAAUCGACACUUGGAUCGACGACCCUAACGACGAGGCGCUGUUGGAUUUGUUGCCCUUUUUGGAUGCAUUGAGGUUCACGGAGGAUGUCCGAUCAGUCCUUUCCCUUAGAACCGUAUAG
Linnemannia hyalina is the source of this 1200-nucleotide messenger RNA. The record is from the annotation of a GenBank genome assembly. Lineage: Eukaryota; Fungi; Mortierellomycota; Mortierellomycetes; Mortierellales; Mortierellaceae.